Messenger RNA from Diversispora eburnea, 882 nucleotides. The record is from the annotation of a GenBank genome assembly. NCBI's taxonomy places the organism in Eukaryota, Fungi, Glomeromycota, Glomeromycetes, Diversisporales, Diversisporaceae.
AUGUUAAUAAGAAAUAAGAUAUUAUCUACUGUUUCAAUUUUGAGAAGGCAAAAUGUUUAUCAGUCAAUUAAAUCACAAGUUCCCAAUCUUCUUGUAGUAAGGAAUUUACAUAAUUCACCUCAAAUAUUUACCAGGUUCGUUGCUCCGGGUCAAAAAUCUAGACCUCCCAAGUAUUUUUAUAUUGGUCGUAAAAAAUUAGAAGAAGAUAAAAAAGUGGUAGAUUUGACAAAAGAUUUAAAGGAACUUCCCGUAAAUUCUCAUAUUGAAUUAUCACUUGGUGCUUCACCAAUUUUUGAUUUCGAAGCAUAUGAAGAAAAUCAAAAUAAAUUAGAUUCUGAUGAUUCAUCAGAUAAAGAAUCCGAUGAGAAUAUGCCUGAAACGAGACUUGGAAUACCUACCGAGGCAAAGAAAAAGAAAUACGAGCACAGAUAUUCAACAAUGAAUUUUCGUAUUUCUCCACGUAAACUUAGAUUCUUAGCCAAUCAGAUUGCCGGGAAAUCUAUUAAUGAAGCUAUAGAACAAAUGGAAUUUUCACAUAAAAGAGCUUCAAGGAAAAUAAUGAAUUCCCUGAUUACUGCUAGAGAUCAUGCAUGGAGAUAUAAAAUGAUGCCUCCUGAAGAAGUUUAUAUUGAACAAGCAUUUGUAGGAAAAGGAUUUUAUAGGAAAAAACCUGAUUAUAAACCACGAGGAAGAUUUGCUUGGAUGUUGGUGAAGAAAGCCCAUAUGAAAUAUAUUCUCAAAUUAAGGCAACCAGAAGAAGAUAAAGGUAUAGGUACACAACGAAAAUUAGGAGGAAAGAUGUUUAAAUAUAAGAAAAAUCCCUGGGUUCCACUUAUUGAAACUAAACCAAUUUAUAAUCCACCAAAAUUUUACAAUUGGUAA